Molecule: messenger RNA, 2163 nt
Organism: Diachasma alloeum
Lineage: Eukaryota; Metazoa; Arthropoda; Insecta; Hymenoptera; Braconidae
Product: protein sneaky
Exons: 5
Coding region: 1-2163 (720 amino acids)
Cellular component (GO): membrane
Source: RefSeq, a predicted model, not a curated record
AUGGUAGGACUGGAGCACAUGAAUGUUCUUGGUCAAUUCAUCGAGAAACGGCACGAGGCAAUACUGAUUUCGUAUUUGAAAUGCUCUCCAUUCUUAUACCACGUGUGUUUUGAUCCCAUUGGGACACACACAAAGGCUAGAACAGUUAUAGGAUUUUUUCUUGGACUGACGUUGGGUGUGUUAUUCUAUGUAACAAUUAUACUCGAUCUCGCAUUUGAUCCGUACACGACUCUUGGACUUGGGUUAAUUGUCAUUGUUAUGCUGUCAGCUGGUUGUGCUUCGUCAAUACAGGUAAGAUGCGUGUGUGUCCUAACAAUUCCAGCUUUUUUCGGUCGAGCAGGUCGAAGCAUGUUAAAAGCCCUGGUCCUAGGUUACGUAAUAGCAGGUCCAAUCUUCAACCUGACCUACAAUGGAAAAGAAGUGGUCCGGACCUUCGCUUGUACCACUCAACUCACCUACAACCUCACCAAAACCCGCUUUGAUCUGAUGUUUAAACCCGUUCAGCAGGCAAUCUUAGGUAUGAAAGAUAAUGUUAACGAAGUAAAGGACACACUAGCUUCUGUGAGGGAUCUGAUGGGACCUAUUGUGGAGGAGAUAGAGGGCGAAGAAGAGAUGAAGAGACUCAAGGAGGAAAAUGAUUAUCUCGAUGAGCUGCAAGGUGACACCCAAAGAAGUGAAGCAAUUGAGCAAAAACAUGAAAAGGAAAUCGAAAAUGCUGAGUCUCAAGGAGAAGUAUAUGAGGCCAAAUAUCGAAAAAAAAUAGAAGCUAGAUGUGAAGAACAGCUGAGCAGAGGUUCUGAACGUUGCAGAGAAGGAUUCGGUGAUGCUUACAACAAGUGCUAUGAUACAGUAACGUGGCUGGCUGCUUGGUUAUUAUGCUGGCCGAUGAAGCUGACUUUUGUCUGCAACAUAGUUCAAGCUCUUGGAGGCUCCAGCAUCUGUAAUCCUGAAGGAAAAAUUGAUGCUGGAAUUGGUGAAGGUUACGCAAGUCUGAAAAACGCGAGAGACUCCCUCAGUUCUGGUUUUAAAGAUGCUCGUCUGCAAUACAAGCUUAAAAACGCGCCCCUAAUCCUCGAUGUUCGCGAUGCCGGGGAUACCGCCAAAGCAGUUUUUCAUGACUUCAACAUCCGCCGGCAUUUCUUUGAUUCCCUAAUGACCUUCCUUAAACGCUGCCUAGCCUUUGUCUUCCUCAAAAUCAUCCUCAGCGCGCAAGACUACCAUGACCGUUAUCUCACCGAUAUUGAGCAUGACAACCACUACGUAACCACCUAUUUCCGUAAAAUUGACGCGCGGCGUAAGCACCGCGGUAGCGCUAUCAUCUUACCCUUGAGGAAGGUCGAAUUUCAAAAGUUUGUAGACCCUUAUCGCCUAAAACAAGGGAAGAUAGAGAAAAAAAACUUUAUUGGUCAAACAGUCAAGCUAAUCCUGGAAAUGGUGACGGCAACAACUUUUGUCCUUCUUGAUCGUCUCUUUUUCGAGACCCUAGACCUCAUUCGAAAACAUGGACAUAUGGAGUACACUCAAGCAGGUCACCACGACCUCAACAUCGAUGUAAAGGGCACUGGAGUCAUUGCAUCACUGAUAAGAAGCGUCGUAAAAGGGUUUAACGUGAAAAAAAGAAUAAAAAUGGUGGUAUCGAAUGCCACUUGUCUUCCCCGUCCCACCGAGCUAUCGAGUUAUAUCCUCAUGAAGAUAUAUGGAACUUACACCGCCAUUUGGCUCAUGCUCUUCGUCGCUGCUUACACACAACGUUUAAGAAGAUUGAUAUGUUCAUUCUUCUAUAGAAAACGUGAAAAGAGACGUGUUUUGUAUCUCUAUAAUGAGACACUGAGAAGAAGAUUGGGUUACUUCCGGUUUAUGAAGAUCAGAGUGAGAACAUUGGUGAGGGCGAGUCUACUGGAGAAAGACAUGGAUCCGUGGGUAGCACUGAGGCUAAGAUCGCCGACAUUAUGUGGAUGGCUAAAGUUUUUUGCUUUUGCAAGAUUGAAGUGUUUGAUCUGCGGUGAACCGGAGGGUAGAAAGGCAACGUUUCGGAGAUGUGAGACACCAGGGUGCGAAUUUAUCCAUUGUUGGGAAUGCUGGAGGGAUGUGGGAGAGGUUUGUUUGGCUUGUCUGCCAGGAGAGACUGACGAUGAGGAGGAUUAUGAUACACAGGUGGAAUGA